This is a messenger RNA of Notolabrus celidotus (New Zealand spotty), 2992 nucleotides long. RefSeq names its product synaptojanin 2 binding protein (gene synj2bp). The record is from RefSeq and is a predicted model, not a curated record. Lineage: Eukaryota; Metazoa; Chordata; Actinopteri; Labriformes; Labridae. Bases 180 to 620 code for a protein of 146 amino acids. The transcript has 4 exons. Gene Ontology annotation, molecular function: protein binding.
CAUCAGUUGUCUCCUGCAGUUCAGAGUUCAGCCUGUAGUUCCCUCUGUGACCAGCAGGGGGCAGCAGCAGCUCCAGCAGCCUGAGAGGAGCCGAGAAACAGAAAGUCCUGAAUGAGUUCACCUUCAGGUAAACAGUUUGUCCCCCUCAGCUCUGAAGACUUUCACUCAACCCCGACAUCAUGAAUGGCUCCCUGCCCUCCUCACCCGGCGUGAUGGACAUCGAGCUGAAGAGAGGACCUUCAGGUCUGGGAUUCAACAUCGUCGGGGGUGUGGAUCAGCAGUACGUGGUGAAUGAUAACGGCAUUUAUGUGGCCAAGAUUAAAGAGGAUGGAGCCGCAGCGUUGGACGGGAGGCUGCAGGAGGGGGACAAGAUACUGGCGAUAAACGGAGUCGUGCUGGAGGAGCUGACACACAGAGCCGUGGUGGAGUUGUUCAGGACGGCGGGGGAGGACGUGAAGCUUCGUGUCCUUAAAAAGCUCUCCCGUCACAUGAACGGUCCCCUCGGCUCCCGGCCCGAGCAGGAGUCCUCCAUGUCCUCUCUGGGAGUCCUCGCCGUGUUAGCCGGAGCUGCGGCGGUCGUCGCGUUCAUUUUCAUGCGGCACCACAGGAAGCACUUUUAACCAUCCGACGUGUGUUUGUUAUUUUAUACGAUCAAAAACUUUACCAAAGGCCAAAGAGGUGAAAGAGGGAACAGAGUCAGAGCAGUAGGCGAUACUUCUUUCUUUAUUUUGUUGUUUUGUUUGAUUAAUAGUCGAGGUCGCUGACGAGUUUCUCCAAGUUCACGUGAUUAAGUCGCUUCCUGAAACCCUUCCUAUGCAAAAAGAAGCUCUCACGCCGCAGAGACGCCUUCGUCUGAGGUCGCUCUGUGACGUCAGGGAGAUGAAUGUACUCCAGACAUUCCUGCUGCUAACAGACGCCGACGUCGUACGCAGACAAAUGAUUAUAUAUAUCCACGCUUCAAAUUAAAGUCAGGUGUUUGAUUCUCAGUUUGCACAGAAUCAGAAAGGAGCGGCGUCCUUCUUCGGUUAACAAGAACAAUUAAAACUUGUUAGAGUGCCUUAUCAAGAACUGAUGGCGUCCACUUCCUGUUAGCUCCUUAAAACUAGAAAUCAACACAUCCUUUAUUCUUUCUGUCAACAAAUCCUGUCCACAAGUUCAUCUGUCCUUAAAAUAAAGUCUCAAAUAUAUAAAUAAAUAUUAAAUAAUGUUCCUGAAACAGCGAUGCGACAGCUUGUUCAGUCAUCGUGUUGUGAUCGGGUUUGUUGACGUUAAGAAAAGUCUGAAAAAUCAGCUGAUUUUUCCUCUUAAAGGGCCAGUGUGUUAAAAAACUCAAGAAUUGAAAUGAUAUAAUCUCCUGAAUAUAGGAAGAGUUCAGAGGGAAUGGAUCCUUUUUUUAUAGACUCCAUGUUCCUACGGUAGCCCAGAGAGGACAAACAAAGCAGUGGAUCUAAAGAGGGACGGUGAUUGCAUCGGAUAGGGUCCAGUCUACGGCGGACCAAAGUGGGCAUUCAUUCAGACACUUUAUUAACUGGUUUUUCCCCCGUGAUCAGUUCCAGUUGUUCGCUGGGGAUCUCAACUUCCUGUCACAGGAUAACAGCGCUUAUUGUCACAUCAUCACUUCUUCAGAUCGGUUGUUUUCUUGAGAUCUCUACUUAUUAUUCUCAUCUUGUCCCGAUGACUGAGCUCGUUCUCCCAUGAAAUAAGAAUUGAUCCCACUUUCAGAUACAGGGAGAAUUUUCUGGCUGUUCACGAUGUGCCGUGCGAUGCUAUACAAACUAUUUCUACAUUUGUUUUGUGGUUUUGCAACUCAGAGAAUACAAGUUAUGAUCAUCUGACCCUGCAGAGAAUAAGUCAAGAUCUCAUUUAAGCAACUGACCUGAUAAAAUCUAAGGAUGCAUGUCCACUUAGGGCUUCCGUACAAAUCAAACCUCAUUCAAAAACGAGCUUUUUAAAAGCUGUUAGCAUCGUUGAAGACUGAAUUCAGACCUUUUCCAAAUCUGCAUCAUCAUGUUAUUAUUUCUGCAUCCUGUCACAUGUUUUAUUUUGAUCAGUUUAGGGUUCAGACUCAUUUCACAUUUCAGUCGACGUGCUCGAUACAGUGAAACUGAACGUAGGGAGAAGUUCUGGUUCUGAUCCCGGCUAACCGGUCAUCAAACUCAGCCUUGAGCAUCUGGAUGAAGCGGGGCAGUUCAUCCAGACUCAGCUGUGUUUGGUGUUCUGACAUCCUUAAGGGUUUAAUGUCUCUAGUUCUCAUUAAUCAACAACUCAAGGUGUGAAUUCACCUGCAAACAUCAUGCAGUAGUAAUCUGGACCCUCGCCACCAGGUGGCACUAACCCUCACACACUGCUCCUUUAGAGACACACACAUCAUAUCAAAGUAUCAUGAAGUAAUCUCACUUGUGAGGAGUUUAUUAUAAAGUAUGUAUUAUAAAAGUCACUCAGGUAGAAUCAUUCAGCCCAUAUCUUUAGUAGAAUCAUUCUUUAUCAUGAAUAAUGUAGUGGGCAGCUUGUUUGCGGUGCGUCGCAGCCAUUUUUAACAUUCACACCUCCUGCUGAGCGACCGUCGUCGUGGGGUGAAGAUGAAAACAAAUGUAUGAUUGGAUAGAAGACGUUGUGGGUGUGAAGGAUUUAUACUGAAAAGCAGCUGGAGCUAGUUCACUUUAAAGAGGAUGAGUUUCUGUCAACAGCUUCAAAAAAAUGUUUGUUUUUUUGCACUAGCCACAAUCAUGGAACUCCUCCAGUAACGGCCUUAGAGCAGGUGAAUAGGUGAUCUGUGUGUGCUGGGUGUAUUUGUCUGCAGAGCGUUCAUCAUACUGUCCUCUCUGAGCGUUGGUGACUCUCAUCGUCUGUAAAUACAUUUCAUGUCACUCUGCUGAGUGGGAUUGUGAAUAUGUGCAGUAUGCCAGAAAUGUGGAUCAGAGCACUAAUAAAUUAUACAAAUACUGUGUUUUACAUCCAGACACCUGUUGUAUUAAAAUUCAUGUUGAAUUCA